Molecule: messenger RNA, 2448 nt
Organism: Diospyros lotus (date-plum)
Lineage: Eukaryota; Viridiplantae; Streptophyta; Magnoliopsida; Ericales; Ebenaceae
Product: dihydrolipoyllysine-residue acetyltransferase component 1 of pyruvate dehydrogenase complex, mitochondrial
Exons: 23
Coding region: 88-2007 (639 amino acids)
Biological process (GO): pyruvate decarboxylation to acetyl-CoA
Cellular component (GO): mitochondrion; pyruvate dehydrogenase complex
Molecular function (GO): acyltransferase activity
Source: RefSeq, a predicted model, not a curated record
ACAAUCAAACAUUAUACAUUGUUUCUCUCUCUCUCUCUCUCUCUCUCUGGUUCGCUUGCUCGAUCGCAACACCGCAGGGCAGAUGAGAUGGCGCUCUUCUCACGCCUUCGACGUCCCGCGAUCUCUCGAGCUCGUUCUUUCUUUGUAGUCCGCCGUGUUUUCUCCCCCUCGUCCACCGCCAGAUCCACCUUACGCACAUGCAGUUUGCAACAAUCUUUUGUUAAUGCUGAUGCUGCACUAUUAAGGCCCUCUCCUUUCUCAACUUUGGUUGGAGUUCAUCUUACUCCUAACCUGAAGUUAACCAGCAUCAGAUGCUUCUCAUCUACAGAAGGUCCUCCGCAUACUGUAAUUAGAAUGCCAGCUUUGUCACCAACAAUGAGUCAAGGUAAUAUUGCAAAAUGGAGAAAAAAAGAAGGAGAUGAGAUAGGCUUUGGUGAUGUGAUAUGUGAAAUAGAGACAGACAAAGCUACCCUUGAGUUUGAAAGUCUUGAAGAGGGGUAUCUGGCAAAGAUAUUGGUACCUGAAGGGUCAAAGGAUGUGCCUGUGGGACAAGCUAUUGCAAUUACGGUUGAAGAUCAAGAUGAUAUCCAAAAUGUCCCUGUCCCUGCUACUAUAUCUGGUGGGUCAGGGGUCAAAGCAGAAAAAUUAACUCCACCAAAUGAAGUUAAAGAACAGGAGACAAAUUCUACUAAGAUCAAUGCAUCUGAACUUCCUCCUCAUAUCAUUCUUGAGAUGCCUGCAUUAUCACCUACAAUGAGCCAGGGUAACAUUGCUAAGUGGAGGAAAAAAGAAGGUGACAAGAUAGAAGUGGGUGAUGUAUUAUGCGAGAUAGAGACCGACAAAGCUACUCUUGAAUUUGAAAGUCUUGAAGAGGGGUUUCUUGCUAAGAUAUUGGUCCCUGAAGAUUCAAAAGAUGUCCCAGUGGGACGACCCAUUGUAGUGACUGUUGAGGAUCAAAAUGAUAUUGAAACUGUUAAGGCUUCCUUUGUUGAGGGUUUGGAGGCCAAAGAGGAAAAGCCGACCCAUCAUGAUACCCAAGCGGAAGAAAGAGUGGGGAAAGCAAGUUUUAAAAGGAUUAGUCCGUCAGCAAAGAUGCUAUUAAUAGAACAUGGAUUGGAUGCAUCAUCUGUAAUAGCAUCAGGUCCUCGUGGUACUAUGUUAAAGGGAGAUGUUUUAGCUGCAUUAAAAUCAGGGACAGGAUCUCCAAAAACUUCUUCAAAGGAGAAGAUAUCUCACUCACCUCAAGUUCAUUCUCGGACUUCUCUUCCAACUUCACCUGAAUCAAAAUCUCAAGUAAAACAGCCAGAUUCUUAUGAGGACUUGCCAAAUAGUCAAAUUCGCAAGGUGAUAGCUAAGCGGUUGUUGGAAUCCAAGCAAAAUACACCUCAUUUAUAUUUGUCCUCAGAUGUUAUAUUGGAUCCACUUUUAUCUUUCAGGAAGCAGCUCAAAGAGAAGCACGAUGUCAAAGUUUCAGUUAAUGAUAUUGUCAUUAAAGCUGUUGCAGUUGCUCUGAAAAAUGUCCCAGAAGCAAAUGGUUACUGGGAUGACGAGAAAGGUGAAAUUGUUCUAUUGGAUUCUGUUGACAUAUCAAUUGCAGUUGCCACUGAGAAGGGCUUGAUGACUCCAAUUGUGAGAAAUGCAGAUCAGAAAACCAUAUCAUCAAUCUCCUCUGAGGUCAAGGAACUAGCUGCGAAGGCACGAGCAGGGAAGCUUGCUCCCAAUGAAUUUCAAGGUGGCACUUUCAGCAUUUCAAACCUAGGAAUGUUCCCGGUGGACCAUUUUUGUGCGAUAAUAAACCCCCCACAGGCUUGUAUUCUUGCUGUUGGUCGGGGACUUGAAGUUGUUGAACCUGUAGUUGGAAGUGAUGGAAUUGAGAGGCCUGCAGUCGUCACAAAAAUGAAAUUGGCAUUAUCUGCUGAUCAUCGUGUUUUUGAUGGCAAAGUUGGAGGUGCUUUUGUCUCUGCUCUACGUUCAAACUUCAGUGACAUUGCAAGACUUCUUUUGUAACGAACGAGAAACUCCCUCAAAUUUGUACACGGUAUCUCUGGAGAAGAUUCGCAAUGAAGUGCGCGUCUUCAGACCCAAUCAGGUUUCCUCCAAGCUUGAGCAUUUUUGUCGCCGGCAUUUUGGCUCAACUUUUUAUCGACUUUUUUGUUUUCUUUCGGCAUCAAUUAUAUUGUGCCCCACCUGUUUGAAGAUGGGAACAAACUUUAGGAUACCUAUUGGAAAGGUUUUGGUGAUUUGGGUGUCAUUUCAUUUGAUUUUCCUGUAUCUUCUUCCAAGAGAACAUGCUGCUGCUUUCGAUGAGCGUUGUGUAAGAAAUAACGUUCCAAGAAAGCCUAGGUAGGGAUCGUGAUUUCCUUGCCCGAAAGACUAUGUUGCAACGAAAUAAUGUACGGCAGUACCUGAAGAAUCUUUUCUCAAUAAACUGCUAUUCAUUGGGUCAAA